Molecule: messenger RNA, 1794 nt
Organism: Athalia rosae (coleseed sawfly)
Lineage: Eukaryota; Metazoa; Arthropoda; Insecta; Hymenoptera; Athaliidae
Product: obg-like ATPase 1
Exons: 11
Coding region: 158-1351 (397 amino acids)
Cellular component (GO): cytoplasm
Molecular function (GO): ATP hydrolysis activity; GTP binding; ATP binding
Source: RefSeq, a predicted model, not a curated record
CAUCUGGGCUGGGGAUUUAAAGCCGACAACUACGGCUCGUGACGUCAGAUGCUUGGUGAAGUAAAAUUUUCUGUCUGCCCAUCGACGUGAGGCACGUUGUGCGACUUUCUACCGAAUACAUUCGCAGAAGCCGGCUCACUGGGAACCAGAUACCAGAAUGGCACCGAAGAAGGUCGAGGAACCGGAGAAGAAGCCAUUGAUCGGACGUGUCGGUACCAAUCUGAAGGUUGGGAUCGUCGGGAUACCGAACGUCGGAAAAUCGACGUUCUUCAACGUCCUGACGAAGAGUCAAGCCGCUGCUGAAAAUUUCCCGUUUUGUACCAUCGAUCCAAAUGAAAGUCGUGUGCCAGUACCGGAUGCUCGUUUCGAUUAUUUGUGCGAGUACUUCAAGCCCCUGAGCAAAGUCCCGGGAUUUCUCAACGUCGUCGAUAUCGCUGGACUCGUUAAGGGUGCGGCUGAGGGUCAGGGUUUGGGAAACGCUUUUCUCUCCCACAUCAGCGCCUGCGAUGCAAUUUUUCAUCUAUGUCGAGCCUUCGAGGACGACGACGUCACUCAUAUAGAGGGCGAGGUUAAUCCCGUGAGAGAUUUCGAUAUCAUCAGCGAGGAGCUCAGGCUCAAAGACAUCGAGUUUCUCAACGCCCACCUAGAGAAACUAGAGAAAUUAGUCGUCAGAGGGAACGACAAGAAAUUAAAGCCUGAAUAUGAGACCUUGCUCAAGGUUAAAACUACUCUGGUGGACGACAAGAGGCACAUAAGGUUCGCAGAUUGGAGCGCGAAUGACAUCGAAGUACUCAACAAGUACCUAUUUCUUACUUCCAAACCAGUUAUCUAUCUGGUCAAUUUAUCCGAAAAAGAUUAUAUCCGCAAGAAAAAUAAAUGGUUGAUCAAGAUCAAAGAAUGGGUGGAUAAGAAUGAUCCCGGUGCCGUACUUAUCCCGUUCAGCGGUGUAUUCGAAAACAAGAUAGUCGACAUGGAUGACGCGGAACGUGCUAAAUACUUUGAGGAGAACAAAGUGACCAGUGCGUUGGACAAGAUUAUCGUCCAGGGAUACAAAGCGUUACAGCUCCAAUAUUUCUUCACCGCUGGUCCCGACGAGGUCAAGGCUUGGACGAUUCCUAAAGGAGCCAAGGCGCCACAGGCCGCCGGUAGGAUCCAUACGGAUUUUGAAAAAGGUUUCAUCAUGGCCGAGGUGAUGAAGUUCGACGAUUUUAAAAACGAAGGGUCGGAAUCUGCGGUCAAGGCAGCCGGAAAGUACAGACAACAGGGUCGAAAUUAUGUCGUGGAGGAUGGCGACAUAAUAUUUUUCAAAUUUAACGCAGGUGCCGGUUUAAAAGACGCGAAGAAGAAGUGAUGGCGUACUUUCUUUCAUUAUCAUGUACGCGCUGCUGGUUCAUCUCUACGUCGCAACGGGUCCUGAAUCGGGAUAUAAAAUUGUUGCAAGACGUCACCGUUUGCCGAUACGAUUCGCCGUUAAAAUAUGCCCUUUUUCUAUGCAUGUAUCUGACAACUGAUUACGCAAUUAAAAAUAAAAAUUCCUGUCGCGCUUCCAAAUUUGUCAACUGCGAUUUGAACGUCGAAGAGUGACGACACCUCAAUCGACGAUUAUUUCAUAUAAUUAUGAAUUACACCAAAAUGACUUCCCUGGUCUCGAUGAAAGCGAACUAGAGUGGACGAGAGUGAAAUAAAAAAAAAAAAAUAAUAUUCAUCAAAAACGAAAAAGAAACUAGCAUUUAUUUAUACUUUACUGUAUUUAUUUGAACGAUCGUUGAAUAAAUUUUAUGCUAUAACCGAUUA